UUUUUUGCCGCUUCCCUCCGCUCUACGGCCUAACGACUCCCCCACUUUUGUACUGCCGCCGGACGGUCGGACGGAGGCGUCCGUGUGCCGCCGCCGGCUUAGACCCUGUAGUGUAGCUGCACACAUGCACGCGACAGCAUCUAAAACCGCUCUUUCGCGUUUCGCGCUACUCAAUUUUCACAAUUUAUUUGGCGAUAAUAAUUCCAGUGACUGAUAACACAUUUACUGGAGCAUUACUUUCUUAAUGUAUAGGAGAAAAAAAAAAUUUUUCUUGGAUUAAGUGAUCUGAUGGAUUAUUAUUAUUCCAAAACCACGCGGUUUUAGCUGUCAAGUGCUUUUCAGGAUUAUCAUCAUCAUUUGUGUUCAUUGAAAAAGAUGACGAUAUUGGUAACAUGAGUUUUAGGACAACUAGAUUAGUUCGAUAGUUUGGUUUUGUUAUGGUGGAUGACUGUUUAAAAGGAUUAAGGACUGAUGAAUUAGUGAAUUUUUGACAAUAUUUGUGGGUGACAAGUGUUUUAAGGACUAAUCCGUGCUGGUGAAAUUGUGUCUCUGAGUGAUUGAAUCAGUUUGCAAUUUCAUUUGGAAAAACCAUUAUCCUGAUCAUAAAAAUCAUCAACAGAAGACAUUUAGUUGAAUGAGAAAGAAGGCUGAUGAGGAUUAAUGAAAAACAGAAUCUAGUUAAACAAUUGGAUGACAAAUAAGGCUUCGUAUUAGUGAUAAGGAUUUAGAAUCAAAAAAAAACCCCGGGAAUCAUUUUCUAAGGAAUCUCCCUAAGGAAUAAUAUUGUUGAGCAUAGCGAGCACGUUGGAUCUCGCGGCGUUGACAGCUUUUGGGGGCGUUUCAGGACCCAGGGUCGCGGUGGCGGGCACCGGGGUCCUCGCGCUGCCCGGCUUGAUACCCGAGAAAGGGUUAUCAGCUAUCCAAGGGGUGCAAUCGAAAACAAAAUCCGCAGGCCUGGCGGGUCUCGAUAGUGAGGCGGUACGCCGGUGGGUUGCGGAAGCCGCGCGUACCGUCCGGCAAAUUCCGCCACCGGUUAUUGUGCCAUCGAGUUCACAACAACACCUCCCUCAACAUCAUCAUCAUUCCGCCGCCCAUCGUCAUCAUCAAGAAUCCAGCCCGCCGACGGUUGGUACCUCCCCUUUUGUUCUACCAGCAUCAAUGACACAAACUCCCAGUAUGCAUCUUUUAGAGAAUAAUAAUCUAUUGGAAGCUAUGGCUCAACAACAACAACAGUCCCCACAACAGCAACUUCAUCAACAAUCCCAAAAGCAAAAACAAAAUAGUCCAACAAAUAAUAAUAAUACAAUUGAAGGUUGGAGAUCUAUUCAGGGUGGUCAUCAGUGGUGGAGUCCACCUCAUCAGGAACAAGUUGUAGCUUCUGUUCAUGCUGGUAGUCAAUCACAAUUGCAAAUUGCUGCAUUGGGUCAGAGGCAACAGCAACAACAGCAAACAACAUCGGAAAUUGAUCAGCCAUUAGAUUUUUCCGUUGGUUCAUUGCAACAACAGAGAUUACAAUCGAGAAAUAGAACUGUUCAUGAGAGAUUGCAAGGAAGGAUGCAGGACAAUAAUAAUGGUACAGGAAGUGGGCCUAAAAUUGCAAAGGGUAACAGCAGGAGGAGUUAUAGUCCCAGCGAUGGUAGCUCAAGUGGAAGCGAAGACGAAGGGGUACUUUCAACUGGAGGAAGUCCCGCGGGUCCACUACGGGGCGUCGAAAAUGAUUCGUGUGAUCCAAUAGUGGAACGACCUUACGGUAAAGUGUGGAUAGGUGAUAAUGAAGUCGCGUGGCGAACCGAACAAUCUCUAAAAAGAACAUCGCCCUUGAAUCCCUGUGCCACAACAACAAUAACAACAGCAACGACGACAGGUGGAGGAGCCCAGACGCACCCCCACCUGUCACCUCCCACCGUUGCCCCUGUAUCAACCCCUGAUCUCAGAAGUCCCUCAACCCUUCAAGCAAAACUCGGCAUCUCACCUGCGAGCGAUGCGCUUGGUCGAAUCGACAAGGAACCAGCAUCUCCGGAAUCUAUACAAGAUGCUGAUUUGCAUGGAGAAGUCGAAGGUCCUGAACUUAGUGGUGAUGACAGAAGUAUCGCCAGUGACGUUCAGGAUGCAAAUGAACCACAUUUGGACCACGAUUCCAUUGACUCUGAUAGGGAGGCACUUAAUUUGGUCACGGAUGUCUCGCACAGAAAUAGUAGCAGUGGAACCAGUGGCAGUGCAUCGUCACCAAGUUCAGGAGUGAGUAGUCAACUAACCGGAAGUCAUGCGGGUAACACCGUGGGUUCACAGGCGGCAUUAGCGGCUCAACUUGUUGGUCAACAGCUUCUUAUGCAUGGUUCACUUGGUGCUCUAAGUCCACAGGAAAUUCAAGCUUUAGCAUCAACUCUUCAGCAGCAAUCACUUCAACAGCAACUUCAACAAUUCGCCAUGUUUCAACAAGCGAAUCCGGCGGCAGCGGCGGGACAACUUCCCGCGCAGGCUCAAUUCUUCCUUCAAAAUCAGGGGCUGUUGCAGAGCGGUGGCUACCCCCCGAGACCAAGUCAUCCGCGCUCACAGUCCAUGCAGGUACAACAGGCUGUGGCACAAGCGACGCAGCAGCUGCAAGCAUUGCAGAAGCAACAAGCACUUCAGGGUGGUGGUGCACUCGUUGGUAGGAGUUUAGUGCAACAGCAACAACAACAGCAACGAUCACCACCACCACCAGGAACACCGCCAGCUGUUAAACAACCACCGGCAAGAUUGGAACCAUCGCCUGAAGAAACAACAGAUCUUGAGGAACUUGAACAAUUUGCAAAAACAUUUAAACAACGACGAAUUAAAUUAGGUUUCACUCAGGGUGAUGUGGGUCUUGCAAUGGGUAAACUUUAUGGCAAUGACUUUUCACAAACGACAAUAUCAAGGUUUGAGGCAUUAAAUUUAUCGUUUAAAAAUAUGUGCAAAUUGAAACCAUUAUUGCAAAAAUGGUUAGAGGACGCUGAUAAUUCAUUGAAUAAUCCAAAUUCAUUAACGAAUCCAAUGACAACGCCUGAAGCUAUUGGAAGACGACGUAAGAAGAGAACAUCAAUUGAGACGAGUGUUAGAUUAGCAUUGGAGAAGGCAUUUUGUCAAAAUCCAAAACCAACAUCUGAGGAAAUUACAAUGUUGGCGGAUAGUCUUGCAAUGGAGAAGGAGGUGGUUCGAGUUUGGUUUUGCAAUAGGCGGCAGAAAGAGAAGCGUAUCAAUCCACCGUCAACAAUGGGAAGUCCAACGAUGACAUCGCCAUCGCCCUCGGUUUUUGCCUCACUAGCGGGUAGCAUGUCGGGAAGUCCAUUGGCAUUGACGACACAUUCGACAGGAAUUGGAUCACAUCAAACACCUCUUGGUUCACCUCUACCAUUAGCUUUAGUGGCUUCUUCAGGUGGAAGCUAUCAUCCUCUAACUGGCAAAUCUCACGAGUGACACAAGCCUCCCACCCAACAAGGGGACGCACUUUUUCAUCAUCAUCAUCCACAUCAUCAUCAUAAUCAACAACAGCAUUCUCAACAACGACGAUUGUGCAAUCUCCCAGAGUUUUAUCACUAAUCGUCGCAAAGAAAAAAAAAGUGCUUUGUGUGUGAUCGAAUGUCACUGAUAGAAAAAAAAAUAGGUAUACGAUUGACUUUCAAGAGUGAGAGAAACAGAGUAAGUACCAAAAAAAAAAAAUUGUCAAAAUUGACUGGUCAUUAAAAUGUUUGAACUUGUGAGAAUUUGAAAUUUUCGAAAUGUGUUGUUUUUUGAUCAGAUCUCAGCAAGAUGUGACAAUGUACAUAGGGUAGUUAAGUUUUGUUGUUGUAAAAUGCCAUGUCGAAAGAAGAAAAAGAACUGAAAAUGUGAAAAAAAAGGUCCAAUAUGGAUACGAACCUUGGCAACGAUGUUCCGCUUCUUUUAUCCCUCGUUUCAGGGUUCGUCUCAUGGACACAAAACAAAAUGACCAGUUUUUAUAUACAGAAUCAUUUAUAUAUAUAUAUAUAUAAAGAUCAUAACUUGCAAAAGAGACAAAUGAAAACUGGUAAUACACGAGUGAUGGGAUUCUUUUUGAUAUUGUCCAGAGAGAAAGAGAAAGAUUUCAUCUUAAGGUAUUACAAUCAAAAUUACCUAUAUCAGUAUUACCUACUAUUCCCAACAAGUAAUUCUAGCAAAAUUUUAAUAUUAUUAAUAGAGCGAGAAAGAGAGAGAAAGAGAGAGAGAAUGUGUGUAAUUCCCCCACCUUUAGGAUUUGUAUACAAAUUCUUUUUUUUUAUAUUUCUUUUAUUCUCAAAAUUUGAAUUCAAUAAAGGAAUUUUGAAAUUUUGUUUUUGAAAAAAAAGAAGGGGGAAGAAGAAAUUUGCAAGUAUACACAAUCGAAAAAUUCAUUUUAACUCACAAUGUGUUUCACAUCUUCUGGAUUUUUUGACCAGAAUAUUAUUGGCACUGCGAGUUGUGCAUAUUUUAAAAAAGAGGCUAUCAACGAAAUCUUUUUCAACACGACUGUGUAAAUAUAAAUUUUAGACUACUACAUCCCUCACAAAAAAAAAUCUUACAUAUCUCUGUGUCAUAAGAUUGUGUAAAUAUUUCCUCUCCGCUAUAUACAACGGGAAAAAAAAAUUUCCAAAAAAAAAAAAAAACAAUGAAGAAGAAAAGAAAGAAAUGUGAUCACUAUGUACGAAGCAUGUCAGGAAAUUAAUGAUAAUAAUUAAUUAAUGUUUUUCAUUCGAUAAAUGGUGGCAAAUUCGUCAGUAUAUGGCUCAAGGAUUUUUAAAUUUAGAGAAAAUUAAAUUUUUUCUAAAUUCAAGAAUGGCAAAAUUGUGUUCUUAGUUCAGAAAAUUUUAAUUUUGAACAAUUUUAAAGUUGAAACAAACUACUAAAAUGGAAUUUUUUUCUCAGUUCAAAAAAAGGUGAUAAAAAAAAAAAUUUCUAUGAUUCAAAAAUAGAAAAUAAAAACUGAAACUUUUAUAAAUUCAAAAUUGAAAUUUUUUUGCAAAAAAAGAAAAACUGAAAAUUAUCAAAGUUAAAAAAAACUAGGCAUUUAAAAAAAAAUAAUUAAAAAUAAUUUAAUAAAUUUAGAACAAUAAUUAAUUUCUUUUUAUUCCCCCCCCCCAAAAAAAAAAACUGAAAAUUUUUCUAAGUUCUAAAACAAUUUUUUUCUGAUAUAAUAAUUUAUUUAAUUUUUUUAAAUUAGAAAAAUUUGCAGUUUUUCAAAAUGAAAAAAUUUUGCAAUUCUGAAGAAGAAAUUUUUUUAAAAUAAAUUUUUCUGUUUUUCUAUAAUUUAAAAAAAAAAAUUUCCAUUUUGUCUAAAAAGAGUAAUUUUUUCUGCUCUUUUUUAAGAUUUGUGAAAAAUAUGCAGAUCAUUUUAAACUUUAAAAUGUUUAAUUUUUUUUUUUUUUUUUUUUUUUUUGGUAAAUUUUUCUAACUUUUUUUGAACUUUUUUGAAAAACAUUUUCCAUUCUUUCGUAGAAAUGCAAAAACAACGCUUACACUAGUCAAUGCUUGAGCUACUGACGAUAAAAAUUCCUAAAUUUUCCACUUCAUUUCAUCGACAAUUAAAAUUAAUUUCAAAUCAUCUUUUUAUUUUUAAUUUUUAACAAAUUUUAUCUUUAAUUCCAUAAAUCAAAAAAUUGUAUAGAAAAAGUUUUUUUUUAAAAAAAAAACGAAUAUAAAUAAUUUUUCAAAAUAGAAUUUUUCAAAUUAAAAUGAAUGAAAAUCAUUUUUAAAUACAUGAAUAAUUUCCAAGAAAUUAUUCAUCUAAUCUUCCAAAAAAAAGGCUAUGACCAUGCGGAGUACAUUUUUAGCGGAUAUAAAUGUAUUUAUAAAUAAUCUAUACAUAGCGAAAUAUAUCAUAUAGUCUGAUAAGUACGCGAAUCGUCUGUACGUAUAAAUAUUAAAAAAAAAUAAAUAAAUGCAUAUAUAUAAAUACACAGAAGUGAGGAAAAAUGUAAAUAUUAGAGAAAAAGAUAGCGAAUCGACUUAUUCGUCGACUGACUCAACAUCGUUUAUAAUAUAUAUAUAUAUAUAUAUAUAUAUUAUAUAUAUUAUAUAUGGAUAACGAUGUUUUUUUUAUCGAUGAUAAUUGUCGCGCGAUAAAGAAUUGUAAAUUUUUGUGAAAUUUUCUAUAACUAUAUAUAUAUAUAAAUAUUAAAUUAUGUGACGCGUGUACAAUUUUUAAAUGGGCGGUCUAUUGUUGCAUUGGGACGAUAAUUUCAGCAACGAAUUCCAUAUAUAGACGUGGACCAAGUUAUUAGUAAAAAAAAACGCAUAAUUAAAAAUACUAAAGUUCCUAAAAAAAAAAAAAAAUUACACUUUCGGUGUAAGUUGUACGCAUUUUAAAAAAAUGUAUAUUUAAAAUGUGUAUAAAAAAAAGAGAGAGGGACUCAAUUAUAAUUAUUGACAGCGUUUAAUUAAUAAAUUUUAAUUAUAUAUUUAAUUUUCUUCAUACGCGGGAAAUAAUUGUCAAUUUAUUAUUCAAAUUCAUGUACAAAAAAGAGAAAGAAAAAAAAAUUGACAUAUUAAUUUUUGCUAUACGCUUUGUUAAUAAUUAAAUCGUGAUCUGUAGAUAUAAUAUAAUGAAAAAAAAAAAAAAGAAGUCACGUCCCUCUCUUUAACAACACGCGGCGUUUCAUUAGACACAUUAUUAUAAUAGCAAUUAUUAUUAUAUAUUAUAUUAUUAAUAAUAUUAUUUCAGUAUAUUUUAACUUUUAUUAUUUGAAAAUAAAAUACGGAGAUUUCAGUUGGUUCAUUAA
This is a messenger RNA of Leptopilina boulardi, 6734 nucleotides long. Its product is annotated as POU domain protein 2-like. Gene Ontology annotation, biological process: regulation of transcription by RNA polymerase II. Gene Ontology annotation, molecular function: DNA-binding transcription factor activity, RNA polymerase II-specific; RNA polymerase II cis-regulatory region sequence-specific DNA binding. Bases 1159 to 3438 code for a protein of 759 amino acids. The transcript is spliced from 9 exons. The record is from RefSeq and is a predicted model, not a curated record. Lineage: Eukaryota; Metazoa; Arthropoda; Insecta; Hymenoptera; Figitidae.